GAUGAGGAAACGGCGAGUACGAAGAUGGUACCCCACGGUUCCGUGGGAGGAACUGAAACCUGCAUCGAUAUUCCUAAAGAUCUCAAUAUGUUAGCGACAAAUAUGAUGGAGAAGCCACCUAUUGACAAAAAAGUAAAAAGACACAGUAUUCAUGGCAUGAUGGAGGAGGAAAACGUCAUCAGACCCCACCAGGAAAUCGCUCAAUUGUCAAUGGACGAGAAAAAAUUCCUAUUGGCAGUGGAAAGGGGUGAUGUUGCGUCGACAAGACGUAUGUUGAAAAGAGCCGAAGAAACUGGAUACAUAAACAUCAACUGUGUCGAUCCAUUAGGUCGCAGUGCACUAUUAAUGGCAAUAGAUAAUGAAAAUUUAGAAAUGGUUGAGUUGCUUAUAGGUCAUAAAGUAGAAACUAAAGAUGCCUUGUUACACGCUAUAUCAGAAGAAUUUGUGGAAGCGGUGGAAGUGCUUUUAGAACACGAGGAGACAAUCCAUAAGCCUGGUGAGCCCCACAGUUGGGAAGCUCUCCCACCAGAUACAGCCACGUUUACACCGGACAUUACCCCUUUAAUUCUAUCUGCACAUAGGGACAACUAUGAAAUUAUUAAAAUCCUUCUAGAUCGUGGUGCUACACUUCCCAUGCCACAUGAUGUCAGAUGCGGAUGCGACGAAUGUGUGACAUCUCGUUUCGAAGAUUCCUUAAGGCACUCCAGGAGCAGGAUAAACGCAUAUCGGGCCUUGGCGUCUCCUUCAUUGAUCGCCUUAUCCUCGAAGGAUCCAAUUUUAACAGCGUUUGAACUAUCUUGGGAACUUCGUAGAUUAAGUUUCAUGGAACAUGAAUUCAAAAGUGAAUAUCAAGAACUUAGAAAACAGUGUCAGGACUUCGCAACGGCACUAUUGGACCACACUAGAAGUUCGUAUGAAUUAGAAGUGCUAUUAAACCAUGACCCAACGGGACCAGCGUUCGAACACGGAGAUAGAAUGCAUCUUAAUAGAUUAAAAUUAGCUAUUAAAUUAAGGCAAAAGAAGUUUGUGGCACAUUCUAAUGUUCAGCAGCUUCUGGCAUCAAUAUGGUAUGAAGGUUUACCCGGAUUCCGCAGAAAAAACAUGUUCCUACAAGGCAUCGAAAUCGUGCGCAUUGGCAUGCUUUUCCCUCUGUUUUCUAUCGCUUACAUAAUUGCACCCCACUCGGUUGUAGGGCAAACAAUGAGAAAGCCUUUUAUCAAGUUUAUAUGCCAUUCAGCAUCUUACUUCACUUUUUUAUUUAUGUUAAUUCUUGCAUCUCAAAGACAAUAUCUACAAUCUCUUUUCUACAUAUCUGAAGACAUUGAUCAAUACACUAAAAGAGGGGCAAAACCGUUUCUUGUGGAAUGGAUAAUUUUGGCUUAUGUAAGCGGUUAUAUAUGGAGUGAAAUAAAGCAAUUAUGGGAUGUUGGACUGGAGGAGUAUGUUCGAGACAUGUGGAAUGUAAUCGAUUUUAUAACAAAUUCGUUGUAUGUGGCCACCGUUGCGCUGCGUGUGGUUUCAAUUUAUCAGGUAUAUCAACAACCAACUUUGGCAACAAAACAUAGAGAAGAAUGGGAUGCGUGGGACCCAAUGUUGAUCUCCGAAGGUUUAUUUUCUGCAGCUAAUAUAUUCAGUUCGUUGAAACUAGUAUACAUUUUUUCCGUAAAUCCACAUUUGGGGCCCUUACAAGUUUCCCUCUCCAGAAUGGUUAUGGAUAUAAUGAAAUUCUUUUUUUUGUACGUGCUCGUCUUAUUUGCAUUUUCAUGUGGCCUAAAUCAACUCUUAUGGUAUUACGCUGAAGCUGAAAGACUUCAUUGUCCAUCUGAAAACAUCGAAACGUCACGAAACACUACUGGCAAUAAUCAGACUGACACAAACGCAUGCACGAUAUGGAGGCGAUUCUCAAACCUAUUUGAAACCAGCCAAACUUUAUUCUGGGCUGUAUUCGGCUUAAUUGAUUUAGAAAGUUUCGAACUUCACGAAAUCAAAAUAUUUACACGUUUCUGGGGUAUGCUUAUGUUCGGUACAUACUCCGUCAUCAAUAUUGUCGUUCUGCUGAAUCUGCUAAUUGCUAUGAUGAACCACUCCUAUCAACUUAUAUCGGAACGAGCUGAUACUGAAUGGAAAUUUGCCCGAAGUAAGCUCUGGAUCAGCUAUUUUGAAGAAGGUGGUACCGUUCCUCCUCCUUUCAAUGUUAUUCCAACCCCCAAAACGUUGUGGUAUAUAAUACAAUGGUUUAGAAGAAAACUAUGUGGCCAGUCUAGAGCAGCUAAGAAAGAACAUAUGAGGACAAUUAGGAAGAAAGUGAAACAAGCUAGUGAACGAGACUUCAGAUAUCAAAGCAUCAUGAGAAAUUUAGUCAGACGUUACGUAACUGUCGAACAACGAAAGGCGGAAAAUCAAGGAGUAACGGAAGAUGAUGUCAAUGAAAUUAAGCAAGAUAUUUCCGCAUUUAGAUUCGAGCUUAUUGAGAUCCUUAAAAAAUCUGGAAUGAACACGCUAACUGCUCAUAGUGGCUUAGGAACGGGUGGAAAGAAAAACAGACAAAAAGAGCGACGAUUAAUGAAGGGAUUUAAUAUAGGACCACAACCGUCAACAUCUUCUGGGUCACUUCCACCCGUAGCUGAAUUUAUAGCAUCUUUACAACAACAUGAGGGGCAACAUCACGACUUUUUCGGUUCCACAUUGUCAGGAAUCUUUAACUCAACUCCAAGAAAAUUGCACCAGCAUAGCAGCACAGUAUCUUCAUCUCAAGGCAGUAUAAAUGAAUCACAUUCGAAUCAACAUCAUCAUAAAGGAUUAUCAAAAUUUCACAUUAAACGAAGCCAUUCCCACAAACGUCGUUGGGGAACAUUAAUUGAAGCCGCAAAAACUGGGAAGGUGUCCAGGUUAAUUGGAAGAUCCCGUUCUGAAGAUUCCGUGUGUAAUAAUUGCAGAGAACAUGGAAACAAUCAUUCCCAAAGCCACAGUCCAGCUUCGGAUGAAAAUGGAUCUGUUAGUCGGUCAGAUUCAAAUCCUAGCUUGGACAUAAAUGAAAGCCACGAAGCAGAACCCGAACUCCACGGCUUGGCUCAAGGUUUAGCUUUACUCAAAAGAAAAAGGAAAAAAUUCUCAGCUUCCAGAAACGCUAGCCCCAUAGUUCCUUCCAAUGAAAACAGUUCGACUAAAAAAUCUACGAGUAAAAAGAUGCCACAAGUAUUAAAACGAGCUUCAAGUGUUCCUACCAGAGUGCCGGAAAUCGUACAAGUAUUAUCACAUUCUAAUGACCACACUGUUCGCAAGCAUCAUGAAUCCAUGGCCAGAACCAUCACACCUUCGACAACUGAGGAAAGCGUUGUUGCGGUCGAAAUUAACAAUGUUCCUUCUGGAUCGUCAUCUAAAGAACCACUUUUGUACAAUUCUUCAUCAAGUAAUCAAGCAGGAUCUCAAACUCCAGACGACGAAAAAAAUGAAGUGUUGUAUGAAGAAUCUCCAAGUUCUUAUAACCUUCCAAAAUUACCAGGUAUUAUACCUCUAAGCGGACACAAUGGACCAUCUGGAUGGCUAUAAUUUGAUUUACUUAAAUAUUUAAAUUAACACUUCUGAAAUAAACAGAAUACAAUCCAUUUUGUUCCGAGGAUUCUCAUAAUGGCAACUCUAUCUAAUUUUAACAUUUUAUCCGUUCAUUUUAGUGCCUUAAGAUUCAUGAAAUGACAGAUUUUAAAAUAUAAAAUAAUUUACUCGAAACCUCUAUCAACGAAAUAUUAUAUCGAUUUUUACUCGUGAAUGUUUUAAUGAAACUACAAUAAUUUUUUACUGUAAUUAGAUCUUCCUUUUUUAUACCUGUAUUUUAUAUGCGUUCCACUUCCACGAUUAUAAAGGUUUCCAAAACAGAAGCAAAAUUUCGAUAUUUAUUAUCAAUAAUUAUAAUUACUGAUAUGUAAUGUAGGACCCGAAAAUCAGACUUUCUUAAGUUUCGUACCUUUUUCAUUGUAUAUAUAAUGAGUAGAGAAUAUUUGAAAUGAAUCAAACUACAUUCAAAUUUUAUAGACGUCAUCAAUAUAAAAAUUAUUGUUUUUAGAGCAAGUUCAGUUAAUUUUUA
Molecule: messenger RNA, 4081 nt
Organism: Aethina tumida (small hive beetle)
Lineage: Eukaryota; Metazoa; Arthropoda; Insecta; Coleoptera; Nitidulidae
Gene: Trpgamma
Product: transient receptor potential-gamma protein
Exons: 19
Coding region: 25-3549 (1174 amino acids)
Biological process (GO): calcium ion transmembrane transport; manganese ion transport; regulation of cytosolic calcium ion concentration
Cellular component (GO): cation channel complex; membrane
Molecular function (GO): protein binding; store-operated calcium channel activity; inositol 1,4,5 trisphosphate binding
Source: RefSeq, a predicted model, not a curated record